AUGCCUCACACUUCCAGUAUCAACCAAGAAACCAAAUACAAGCUAAACAACGGCCUGGAAAUUCCAGUAGCCGGAUUUGGACUUUACCUGAUUCCUGCAGAGGAAACUGAAGAACGGGUUUACCAAGCUUUGAAGGCUGGAUACAGACACAUCGAUUCCGCUGUGGGUUACAGAAACCAAAAGCAAGCCGCAGCCGGUAUUAAAAAGUUCUCAAAAGAGACUGGGACCCCAAGAGAGUCGAUUUGGUUUACCACGAAACUCACUGGCCAGCAACAGGGUCUGGAAGAAACUAAACAGGCUCUAAAAGAUGUGGCUAGCGAUGUGAAAGAAUCAAUUGGCUACGUGGACUUGAUCUUGCUACAUUCCCCCAAAACCAGCUCUCAAAAGCGAUUGGAGGCUUGGAAAGUGCUCGAAGAAGCGGUUUUAAACCCGGAAUCUAGUCCGCUCACAAUCAAAUCUAUCGGAGUGUCCAAUUUUGGUAAAGCUCAUUUGGUUCAGCUCUUGGCCAAAGCAAAGGUCAAGCCGGUCCUGAACCAAUUGGAAUUACACCCUUGGUUGCCCCGUGUGGAGUUGCGUGAGUAUUUAAAGAAGCACGAAAUAUUGGCUGAGGCCUACUCACCAUUGACGCAAGGUGCCAAACUUGAGGACCCUGAACUGUUGUCGUUGGAGGCUGAAAGCGGUCUCCCAAAGGCUCAAUUGUUGUUGCGUUGGUCUUACUUACAAGGUUUCGUUGUUCUCGUCAAGACCAACAACCCUAAACGUGUGGUAAGCAACCUCGAGGUCCUACCUAAGAAAAAUGACGACUGGAAAAUAUCGUUGGACGACAAAAUUUGGAAGGCGCUGGACAAGCCUGAAUCGAAUGAUGUUAUCACUUGGGGGCACAACGAUCCUACGUUGUUUCCAAUCGAUUAG
Lachancea lanzarotensis is the source of this 912-nucleotide messenger RNA. Its product is annotated as LALA0S11e01618g1_1. The coding region runs from base 1 to 912 and encodes 303 amino acids. Lineage: Eukaryota; Fungi; Ascomycota; Saccharomycetes; Saccharomycetales; Saccharomycetaceae. The record is from RefSeq and is a predicted model, not a curated record. Gene Ontology annotation, molecular function: oxidoreductase activity. The transcript has a single exon.